AUGCCGUAUUCCCCAGAGCCACAAGUCUUUCCGUACCAAGCAGAAGCUUGCCAGAGCCCAGAAACAGAACCGUCCUAUUCCUCAAUGGAUUCGCUUGAGAACCGGCAACACCAUCAGGUAAUGCAACCCAUUCCCGUUAAGGAAAUCAAGGAAACGGAGCGAAAUGGAUUCAAAAAGAAAUGGACGGGUUGGAAAAAGCGAUGCUCAUUUGGGUACAAACAACAAUCUCGAUCAGCGCAAACAACUACAAUCCAAUUCUCAAAUACCAUCGAGACACGUCGCAUAUGUUUUCCGGAACCAGAGGUUCAGCCGCAACAAUCAACAUUUAACUGA
This is a messenger RNA of Ophidiomyces ophidiicola, 333 nucleotides long. RefSeq lists its product as uncharacterized. Bases 1 to 333 code for a protein of 110 amino acids. The transcript is spliced from 2 exons. The record is from RefSeq and is a predicted model, not a curated record. Lineage: Eukaryota; Fungi; Ascomycota; Eurotiomycetes; Onygenales; Onygenaceae.